CGAAAACUUGCGCUCCCGCCAGCUUCUCAUUCAUCCAAAAAUUCAAAGUUUCGAAAGGCUUCCAAGAGGUUCCAGUUCCAACUUCCAAUCCACUCUCAAGCAACUCCGAUCGACAAUGGCUGCUUCACCUACAGGUUCCGGAUCCGCGAUGGUUCUCGCUCCGUCUUCGGAAACUGAAUUGGAGCUCACCUCCGUCAUCUACGAUAUGUCGCAGCAGGUCCAGAACGCAAUGGCGGAGAUGCUUAAGAUGACAAGUGAAAUGGACCAAACUUCUGCUGGAGUAACGGAGGAGAUUGGGAAAUGCAAAGAGGCGGCUAUGGAGAGGAAGAAAGCUUUGGACGAAGAGAAAGAGAAGUUCCAGAAAGCUGCCUAUUCCCUUCUGGAUAUACUCAACCGCCGACAUUGAUGACGGUAAGCAGGAUUGCAUGUCCUUAAAGAAACAUUAAUUCUUCAGAGUUCUAGCUUUAAUAUACACAUUCAAAGGUGUCUGUGGCUAUUGCAUUGUUAAAAUCACAAGAGCACAAUUCCUAGAAUCAAAGAAACAAGAAGGGAAUUACACACAAAAAAGUUGCAAUAAUAUGCUCAGAAACCCUUUGAAAGUAUGUGUCUGAGAGUCCAUAAGGAAGAGACAUACGAGUCGUAUCGAAUGACAGUCCGGAAUCUAAAAAGCAAACAAGUUGUCAUUCUCUCUUAGGGCGUCCAGAUCUUCAACCUUUGUGCCAUCCUCCAUGACAAUUUUGUUUCCUCUGUUUCCAAACUUCUUUUCUGCAAGGGAAAGGUGUAUACAAGGUUAAAAUCUCUCGCUUUAUUGUGUCUGCAAUUCCUUAUACUGCUUACGAGAUGCCACUAAACAUGUUGUAUAGCCGUGUGUGAUAUUGUAAACCUGCUAGUCAGUGCCUGUAGUCCUCUCAUUAUAGGUACUUUCAGCAUGAUGGAAUGAAAUUUGUUGUGUUGCAUAUUUCUGUGCUUGUGCAAUGUUUUUAUCCCUGAUU
Linum tenue is the source of this 992-nucleotide messenger RNA. The record is from the annotation of a GenBank genome assembly. Lineage: Eukaryota; Viridiplantae; Streptophyta; Magnoliopsida; Malpighiales; Linaceae.